GGUUUACGUCGUUGUCUACACGUUUUAAACAUGAGGACGAUGUCGAACUAAAAGCGUUUGAGACUCGUGUUUCGAUUGUUACAGCAGCUGGAGCAUAUAAAGGAGAAUCUUCAGAGCACCCAGGAUACCGCAUGCCGGUCCUGCCUUCGCCAUUCCACUUCUUUCUCAGUCCAGUCCCAUCCGGAUCCCUUUUUUAGUAUCCUGCAUUCACAUUUCAUAUAAAUCAUCCCAUCGAGUCCUCCUCCCGCAUCAUCAGGUUCAUCAAUGUGCUACCUAUAUGGUUCGAUUGACCCUGCAUCUGUCCUAUGUCCCAUGUGCAAGGUAUUCAAACCGAGUGGUGCAAGAUGCCCUCACAUCCGAGAUGUAUGUUACAACAGAGCUUUACAUCCCCGUCAUGACAUCGUUCACCUCAAGAAUGCGGAGGUCAAAUCUUUUAAUGGAUGUGGUUAUUGCAAGUGGGCUCGUGCAAAUCCAUCGUCAAAAGUGACCUUGCAUCAGAACCCCGGUUGGCCCGGAUGCUGUAGGCCUCCAAAUGCCAACGAACAGCGCCUCAUACAGGCUGCAGACUGGCCUAGUGUCAGCAUUGUCCAUAGCAUACCUAUGCCUCCCGAGAUAAAAAGUAUUCUGGAAAGCGUACGAGGCGGUAUCAUACCUGGUGUCUCACCCAUAAAUCGCAGCCAAGCGUCGCAGCAGUCAAUGCCAUCUCUGGAUCGUAGAAACAGCGGUAGCAGUCCCACGACCAGGUCUAGCCCAACCUCUGGGAAGAAUCAGUCAAUGCCCAUUCCAGCAAGAGGACGCUCUGGUGGGAGUCCUGUGCAACAGAGUUCUCCUCUGACAGGGACAACACCGCGAGCGUCUGGGCCCCUGUCUUCAUUUGCAAAUUCAGCCGACCAAAGUCCUAUGCCUCGUCGCCAGACAUGCUCAGAAGGGGUAGAGAAGACAAACCGCACACCCUCGAUGCGUAGAGCGACAGAAUUAGACGGUUCGAUGUCACGGCGUAACUGCGGAGGACGACCUUCGUUAUCAUCGGUAUCCGCAUCCUUUAACUCAUCGAAGCCGGCUGGAGAGUAUUUCCCACCAGCUCCUUACCCAUCUCCCGUAGACGGCAUUCCCACGAAUUCACAAGAUUCUCCGUUGUCUUCGCGAAGAUCUACAUUAGAAGGCGCUAUGGCAGCGUUAAAGGUUGGGAGCACUGCGGAGAGCAGCAGUGAUAGUGGUAGCUCGCAAGGCUCCUUAUCAGAUGCGACUGUAAUCUCCGAUGGGGGCUUUACAGAUUACUUAUCAGAUGAGUCGGAGGCAGAGUUGCAGAGGCAGGCAGAGGCCAAGGCAGCUCUGGUUGCGCAGAAUCAGGCAGAGGAACAAGAAUUCAAGGCUGCCAGGCAGCAACUUGCUGGAGUUGGCUUACGACCGCCCAAGUCCUGGGAUGAUACCAAUGAUGCUAUUCCGCGUACUAUGCAAAGUGCAGGAAAUCAUACAGUGAGUUAUGCACAUCAUCCAGCGUAUGCAUCUCCUGUAUAUGUACCUGCGGCUGUCGCACAUUCUGCUCGUGGAUGACGGGUUAGAGUGCGAGGACUCUGUUGGACCUGCACGUUUUAUCUAUCAUGUAUCUUUUCAUAGUCGUCACUAUCUGUUACCUGUUGUAUGAUCAUCUGUACAUUAUCUGAAUCAAUCACCUCAGUGACUAGCUAUACUUACUAGUCGUAAACAAUUUGUUUGCUUUUG
Suillus paluster is the source of this 1722-nucleotide messenger RNA. RefSeq lists its product as uncharacterized. NCBI's taxonomy places the organism in Eukaryota, Fungi, Basidiomycota, Agaricomycetes, Boletales, Suillaceae. The transcript is spliced from 5 exons. The record is from RefSeq and is a predicted model, not a curated record. Bases 265 to 1554 code for a protein of 429 amino acids.